Molecule: messenger RNA, 3634 nt
Organism: Meleagris gallopavo (turkey)
Lineage: Eukaryota; Metazoa; Chordata; Aves; Galliformes; Phasianidae
Gene: PLA2G6
Product: phospholipase A2 group VI
Biological process (GO): positive regulation of ceramide biosynthetic process; cardiolipin acyl-chain remodeling
Cellular component (GO): mitochondrion
Molecular function (GO): long-chain fatty acyl-CoA hydrolase activity; protein binding
Source: RefSeq, a predicted model, not a curated record
GGGGCAGAAAGAGCGGCGGGGCCUGCGGGCCUUGGCUCACCUUAGGCCCUGCGGGCGCUGCGGGGAAACGGCCGUUUUUCCCGUAAGGGGACGGCGGUACAGAAACCAAGAGUUGCCGGCUCCGGGCUGUCAGUCCUCGGUUAUCUCUCGCAAGGUCGAGCUGGGGAGCUGCGUGCCAUGCAGUUCCUCGGGCGGCUCUUGAGCCAGGCGUUCAGCAACCCGUACCGCGUGAAGGAGGUGCCCGCCGCCGACUAUUCGGGGCAGGGCAGCCUGCGGGAGGACGGCCGGGUGCGGCUCUACAGCAACGGCCGCUGCUGGGACGGCGUGCUGGUCAAUCCCCAGAGCCCGGGGGUGGCCUUUCGGCUCUUCCACCUCGACGAUGAAGCAGAAGCCCUGGUGUGCUUUGAGCGCUAUGCUGGCCACCUGCGGCCGUUCUAUGAGAGCUCAGCCCAGCCCCUGUCGCUGGAGGUUUUGCAGCAGCUCAGUGACUGCAUCCGCAACCACCCAAGCUGGUCCUCGGCACACGUAGCAGUGGAGGUUGGCAUGCAGGAGACCUUCCGACACAACCGUGUACUCAGCUGUGUGAAUAGCACAGACAGUGAGGAUGGCUGCACUCCACUGCACCUGGCGUGCCGCAAGGGAGACAUGGCCUGCCUGCAGGAGCUGCUGGACUGCCAUGCACGAGUCGAUAUUACAGACAGGAAAGGAGAGACAGUUUUCCACUAUGCUGUGCGAGGAAGCAACCCCUAUAUCAUUGAGCUCCUGAGCAGUGCCCCGACUGUUGGCGUGAACCACCUGAGCCACGAAGGGCUGACCCCUCUGUAUCUUGCUUGUCAGCUGGGCAAAGAAGACAUGGUUCGGUCUCUGCUGAAGUGCCGUGCCAGCUGCAAUGUCAUGGGGACAGUGGGCUACCCCAUCCAUGCAGCUCUGAAGUACUCCCAGAAGGGGUGUGCCCAGGCCAUCCUCGAGGUGGAUGCCAGCCAGGUCCACUCCAGAGACCCACGCCAUGAAGCCGUCCCGCUGCACUGGGCGAAGAAGGCGGAGAUGACGCAGCUGCUGCUUAAGUAUGGCUCUGAGGUGAACCUGACCAGCCGGACGGCUGACAUGGCCCUGCACAUUGCAGUCAAGAGAGGUCGUUUUGACUGUGCCAUGGUACUGCUGACACACGGGGCCAACACCAAUGCCAAGGGCCAGGAUGGCAACACACCACUGCAUCUGGCCAUGAAGCAUGACCACCUGGAUAUGAUCAAAGCAAUUGUUGUGUUCGGAGGAGAUGUUGAGAUCCCUAAUGAUUUCGGGGAGACACCAGGGCUGCUGGCAGCCAGGAACAGCAAAGGUGCGAACCGGAAAGUGCUCUUAGACCUGCUGCAAACUGUAGGGACCGAACGCUGCCUCCCAACCAUUCCUGACUCCCAAAGUCUGGCACCAUCUGCCGCCUCCUUCCUGGAAGGCCAACCUUCCCCGCGGAGCAGCUACAACAGCUUAGGGUACAAGGACCUUCUGUAUGUUUCUGCGACACUUGGGCAGUUCUUGAAGGCACCAGAUGUCGUGGACUCACCCAGAGAGGGUGAGAGAAACUGCGACCGCCUCCUAUGUCUGGAUGGAGGGGGCAUCCGGGGCCUGGUGCUCAUCCAGCUUCUCCUGGCCAUCGAAAAAGCUGCGGGCCGUCCCAUCCGUGAGAUUUUUGACUGGAUUGCGGGGACCAGCACUGGGGGCAUCUUGGCCUUGGCUAUUGUACAUGGGAAGUCCAUGGACUACAUGCGCUGCCUGUACUUCCGCAUGAAGGACAUGGUGUUCCGGGGGUCUCGGCCCUACGAGUCAGAGCCCCUGGAUGAGUUCUUGAAGAAGGAGUUUGGGGAAAACACCAAAAUGACAGAUGUCCAAAAACCCAAAGUUAUUGUGACAGGGACUCUAUGUGACCGACAGCCAGCUGAGCUCCACCUCUUCCGGAAUUACCCCGUACCUGAGACAAAGAUCUCCACUGAAUACAAGACAACUGCGACUUUCAAACCACUCACUCAGCCCAAAGACCAAUUGGUAUGGCGUGCUGCUCGCUGCAGUGGUGCAGCUCCCACUUAUUUCCGGCCAAUAGGGCGCUUUUUGGAUGGUGGGCUGCUAGCAAACAACCCAACCCUUGAUGCCAUGGCGGAGAUUCACGAGUACAACAAGACUCUGAUCAACAAGGGUCAGAGGCAGAAAGUAAGAAAAUUGGGGUUGGUGGUCUCCCUGGGGACAGGGAAACCUCCACAGGUCCCAGUGUCCUCUGUGGAUGUCUUCCGUCCUACCAACCCCUGGGAACUGGCAAAGACAGUCUUUGGGGCUAGGGAGCUCGGCAAGAUGGUGGUGGACUGUUGCACUGACGCAGAUGGCCCAGCUGUGAAUCGUGCCAGGGCCUGGUGUGAGAUGACAGACAUCCCAUAUUUCCGGCUCAGCCCUCAGCUACACACAGAUGUGAUGCUGGACGAGGUGAAUGACAGCGUGUUGGUGAAUGCCCUCUGGGACACCCAGCUCUACAUCUACCAGCAGCGGGAGCAGCUGGAGCGGCUGGUGCAGUAUCUCUGCCGAUGACUGACCUGGAAGUGUUCCUUCUGCAUCCCAGAGGCAAGGAGCAGCAGAUGCUGCAGCUUGGAUUUGCCUUGAACCAAGAUGUUGAGGUGGGGAGAAGGGACUGCUCCUGCUAAUAAUACUUACAAAUUAGUGAUAUUUAAUAGACAACAGUGCACGUACACAUGUAUUCCAGGACAGCUGUGAAAAACUGACAGUUACUGUCCCACUAUAGGCUAAUCUCCACUCCGCUGUGCUUUGUUUUGCUGCCCUGCUAUCUGAGCAUACAGCCCUUCCCAGAAGCCAGAUCCCCAGCUAUCAUGAGCCAGCUGCAGUCUGUGCAGUACUGACAAAGCACCUUACUCCUUCCCACCUCACACAAUAGCCCAAUACCUGACAGAGUUUCAAGGAUUAUUUUUCCUGCUUGGGACAAGGUGGUUCAAAACGUGUAGGAUGGUGAAAGGGAUUUGUCUUUGAUCAAUAUACUUGGCUUAGAAGGGGACAGAAAUUCUGCAGCCUUUUGCAGUAGAUUGAUACAACAUAUGACUGACAUUGGAAGAGCCAGUUGGCUCCUGUAAUGCCCUUCCCUUUUGCCCUCGGAGACAGCUGGCAGCUUGGGUUCUGACUGCACCUAGGAUGGGAGCAGCCCCCCAGAACUGUUUUAUGCCCCCUGUCUUGCUGUGAUACUCUGCUCAAGGGCUGAGAUGUGAAAACCUUGUGUCUUGUCCACGGCGAGCUCAAGAUGAGAGCUAAUGGCCUUGUCUUGGUAGAGAGAUUGAUUCUCUUUUUUGUUAGCGUGUAGUUUAAAUGUGCAAUUGAACCUGACAUCAGGUUGCACCAAAGAUGCUGACAAUUUGGAUUUAUUUUACCUUUUUUACUGCUGUAAAUCUGGUGUGACUUCUAUAUUAAAUGUUUCUGCAGCAAAUUUUGCAUAUUUAUAAAUGAUGUGUAUCCACUGGAAGGAAUUUUUUGGAGUAACCUGAAAAACUGAAAACUUAAAUCAUUUGCUUUUGAGUGAAUGGACUACUACUGUGAACAAAACCUAACUUGACUUGAAAUAAAAAGAGCCUUGAAUUUGGUUCCAUUGUAA